Molecule: messenger RNA, 1210 nt
Organism: Anguilla anguilla (European eel)
Lineage: Eukaryota; Metazoa; Chordata; Actinopteri; Anguilliformes; Anguillidae
Exons: 2
Coding region: 456-1172 (238 amino acids)
Source: RefSeq, a predicted model, not a curated record
UUUUCCCCAGGCUUCAGCAGAUAAAGUCAUCCCAUGCGUUAAUGUGAACAUCUUUGAAACUGUAAACUUCUCUGUGAUACUGUGCAAAGACAGGCAGUGGCUUGACAAAAUGUGUUUUUCAUUUGGUGUGGAUAGGAAUACUCACUUUCUCACAUGCACUGCAACCCUGAACUUAUCUAGACAUUACCCGGAGGAGCUGUAUGUGAGAACGCAAAUGUCCAUAUCGGUUGGACCGGACAUUAAACAGAUUUUACCCUGCCAGCUCCCUAGCGCAAAGUCUGUGUAAUGUCCGAUUGAGCCCAUGUGUGAAUAGAGCAGGUCAUUGUCCGGAUAAUUCACAGCGAGGGAGUGGGCGAGUUGAUGAUGUUUCUAUCAUGCGACUGGCGCGAAACCGGAAGAAUACACACAUCCGAAGGUGAAGAAGAAGGGUCAUUUACACAAAGACGGCAACGAAAAUGUCUAACUGGAGAGACAACAAGAUUCGGGAACUUUUGUCGGUAAGGGCCGACGCCGAAAUCGUCAGACAAAUUCAAGGAACGGCAAGAGACUCGGUUGUUUAUGAUCAAAUUACGAACCGGCUACAUGACCGCGGUGUAAUCCGAGCCAAGGCGCAGGUGAACAGCAAACUAAAAGCACUCAAAAGGCAGUACCAUCAGGUCAUUGACCACAAUGGCCGGAGUGGAAACGACCGCAAAACAUGGUGCUAUUUUCGUUUGUGCGAGGCUAUAUGGGGUCCGAGUCACUCGACGAACCCUGUGGGUUUGGUCGGGAGCAUGGAGACGGCCUCCGCCUCAAGAAGCCAGGAGACGCUUUCCACCUCGAGUUGCCCUGAGACGCCAUCUACCUCGAGUUUCCCCGAGACGCCAUACAGCGACACUGAAGAGCAGACUCUAGUCCAUGAAACUGAUGUGUCGAUCAACGAUUCGGUUUUAAGUACAGAGUUGUUGUGUCGUUCUCCACCUAAGAAGAAGAGGAGGAGGAACCAGACACGCUCAGAAAGGUUAUCUGCAGAGAUGAGGGACCUGUUCAGUGAGAUUGACAAGGACUUCAAUGAGCGAGAACAGCUUUGGUUGUUGGAGCAGCGGGAGUACAAGGAGCGGGUAUGGAGAGAGGCACGGGUGGAGAAGGCGCAGGAGAUGGCCGUUCUUCAGGACAUGACUUCUCUACUCUGACAAAUGGUCCAGCGGAUGCCUGCCAUGCAGCCUCAAUA